Oncorhynchus keta (chum salmon) is the source of this 4156-nucleotide messenger RNA. It is a transcript of the gene adamts3, whose product is annotated as ADAM metallopeptidase with thrombospondin type 1 motif, 3. Gene Ontology annotation, biological process: extracellular matrix organization; proteolysis. NCBI's taxonomy places the organism in Eukaryota, Metazoa, Chordata, Actinopteri, Salmoniformes, Salmonidae. The record is from RefSeq and is a predicted model, not a curated record. The transcript has 23 exons. Gene Ontology annotation, cellular component: extracellular matrix. Gene Ontology annotation, molecular function: metalloendopeptidase activity. The coding region runs from base 333 to 4085 and encodes 1250 amino acids.
GCCAGGUUGCAAGAGCUCGCUUCACACAGUGCGCUGUGUCUGCCUGGAAACUUAGAGGGCUAGCUCACCCCAUACACUCAGCUAGGGAUGUUUUACUAACUACUUUAUAAACAGAGGACAACGCAAACAUUGACACAAGUGCUGUAACUCUCUUAACUUUAACUAAACGGUAAUUAGUUUAAAAGUCAGUUGCACAUUCACUGAAGUUUGACGAAAGUUGUCUGUCCUUUUUUGUUUGUUUUUGCUGAAGAGCGGAUUGCUUGUUAAAACUCUACUUUUGGAUUGGUUGAUAUUUUCUUAGUCUCGAAGAGAAACUGUAAGACUCGAUCGAGAUGGUUGUCCUGUCACUGACGGUACUAGUAGGAUUUAUAGGAAGUCUGACUUCAGCCGAAAACGCUGAUGCCAUAGAUAAAGAAGACCAGCUGCGUAGCCGCCUGAGAGAGUAUGGCCUCAUCACCCCCAUCAGCACCGACUCCCAUGGUCACUUCCUGUCCCACCUGCUCUCUGCCAAUCACAAGCAGCGAGUGAAGAGGGAGGUUGGGGCAGAGGGCUCGGAGCAGGCCAGUGAUAGGCUGUUCUUCAACAUCACGGUAUUCGGCAGGGAGUUCCACCUGAGGCUCCGUCCCAACGACCGCCUGGUGUCUCCUGGGGCCAUGGUGGAGUGGCACGACCAGGUCCCUGAACCAGGCAACGCCAGCAGAAGUAGUACAAUCACUAGUAAUAGUGGUAGCAGAGGUACUAUCCGUGUUGGUGGAGAGAAUGGGAGUGAGUCGACCAGUGGUGGAACGGAGAGGAUUCUCAGGAGGAGGUUGCUGAAAACAGACUGCACCUUUAUCGGUGACAUCACUGACGUAAAGGGAGCCUCCGUCGCCAUUAACAACUGUGAUGGACUGGCUGGUAUGAUCCGGACAGACUCAGAUGAGUACUUCAUUGAGCCAUUGGAGAGAGGGACUCAGGAACAUGAGGACCAGGGCAGAGUCCAUGUUGUCUACAGGAGAUCUGCUGUUCUACAGGCCCCCUCUGACAUCUCACUGGACUACCAACUGGAAGAACCAGAAAUAGAGCUGUCCCUACCAGGUGUUCCGGGGAUUCCAGACCAGGUGUCCCUGCCAGGUGUUCCGGGGGUUCUAGACCAGAUGUCCCUGCCAGGUGUUCCGGGGGUUCUAGACCAGGUGUCCCAGCAGGUGAACCAGGCGGUGAGGAAGCGCCGCCACGCCGGAGAUGACGACUACAACAUUGAAGUUCUCCUCGGUGUCGACUAUUCCGUGGUGCGUUUCCAUGGCAAGGAGCAUGUGCAGAACUACCUGCUGACCCUCAUGAACAUUGUGAAUGAGAUCUACCACGAUGAGUCUCUAGGAGUCCACAUUAAUGUGGUGUUGGUGAGGAUGAUCAUGCUGGGCUAUGCUAAGUCCAUCAGCCUGAUAGAACGAGGGAACCCGUCCAGGAGUCUGGAGAACGUGUGUCGCUGGGCGUUCGUUCAGCAGAAGGCAGACCAUGACCAUUCUGAGCACCAUGAUCACGCCAUCUUCCUGACCAGACAGGGCUUUGGACCCACAGGCAUGCAGGGCUACGCCCCCGUAACAGGCAUGUGCCAUACAGUCCGGAGCUGCACGCUGAACCAUGAGGAUGGAUUCUCCUCUGCCUUCGUUGUCGCCCACGAGACCGGACAUGUGCUGGGUAUGGAGCAUGAUGGUCAGGGUAAUCGUUGUGGGGACGAGACAGCCAUGGGGAGUGUGAUGGCUCCACUGGUUCAAGCUGCCUUCCACCGAUACCACUGGUCCAUGUGUAGUGGACAGGAGCUCAAGAGAUAUAUACAUUCGUAUGACUGUCUCCUGGACGACCCGUUCAAACACGACUGGCCCCAGCUGCCGGAGCUGCCAGGGAUCAACUACUCCAUGGAUGAACAGUGUCGCUUCGACUUCGGAGUCGGAUACAAAAUCUGCACAUCAUUUCGCACAUUUGACCCAUGUAAGCAGCUGUGGUGCAGUCACCCUGACAACCCAUACUUCUGCAAGACCAAAAAAGGCCCUCCUCUGGAUGGUACUGAGUGUGCUCCUGGGAAGUGGUGCUAUAAAGGUCACUGCAUGUGGAAGAAUGUCAACCAGGUGACGCAGGAUGGCUCCUGGGGCUCUUGGACGAAAUAUGGUUCCUGUUCCCGCUCCUGUGGGACCGGGGUUCGCUUCAGAACUCGCCAGUGCAACAACCCAGUCCCCUCUAACGGCGGUGGGGACUGUCCCGGGGUGAAUUAUGAGUACCAGCUGUGUAACACCGAGGACUGCCCCAAACACUUUGAGGACUUCAGGGCCCAGCAGUGCCAGCUACGCAACUCCCACUUUGAGUUCCAGAACACCAAACACCACUGGCUGCCCUAUGAGCACCCUGACUCCAAUAAGAGGUGCCACCUGUACUGCCAGUCGAAGGAGACUGCUGACGUGGCGUACAUGAAGCAGCUGGUGCAUGAUGGGACACGCUGCUCCUACAAAGACCCCUACAGCAUCUGUGUCAGAGGAGAGUGUGUGAAAGUUGGCUGCGACAAAGAGAUCGGUUCCAACAAGGUGGAGGAUAAGUGUGGAGUGUGUGGUGGGGACAAUUCUCACUGUCGUACCAUCAAGGGAACCUUCACCCGCACCCCCAAGAAAGCUGGGAAGACGAGAGGAGCAUUUACCUUGCCUAUAGGAGCUCCGAAUGUUUAUCUGAAUGAAACAGAAGAUUUUACAAAUGUACUUGGUUUCCUUAAGAUGUUCCUGAUUCCUCCCGGGGCUAGACAUGUGAUCAUUCAGGAGCAUGAGGCUUCUCCUCAGAUGCUUGCGAUCAAGAACCAGGUGACAGGCCGCUACAUCCUGAAUGGCCGAGGAGAGGAGGCUCGCUCCCGGAGCUUCAUAGACCUGGGAGUGGAGUGGGAUUACAUUAUAGAAGACGACGAAGAGACACUAUACACUGAUGGACCCCUACAUGACGCUGUGGUCGUACUGAUAAUCCCUCAGGACAACGAGACCAGGUCGACCCUGAUGUAUAAAUACAUCAUCCAUGAAGACUCUGUCCCCGUCAACAACAACAACGUCAUUCAGGAGGACAUCUACGAAUGGGCUCUGAAGAGCUGGUCGCAGUGUUCUAGACCCUGUUCUGGAGGGUUCCAGUACACGAAGUAUGGCUGCAGGAAAAAGGGUGACAGCAAGAUGGUCCACCGGGGAUACUGUGAUGUCAGCAAGAAGCCGAAACCCAUCAGGAGAAUGUGUAACCUACAGGACUGUACACAGCCACAAUGGAUCUCAGAGGACUGGGAGCACUGCACUAAGACUUGUGGCAGUUUGGGUUUCCAUAUCCGGACGGUUCGCUGUGUCCAGUUCCUUAAUGAGGGGACCAACCGCUCAGUCCACAGCAAGUACUGCAGUGGGGAGAAACCAGAGAGCAGACGGCCCUGUAACAGACUGCCCUGUCCUGCACACUGGAGGCCUGGGGCCUGGUCAGAGUGCUCAGUGACAUGUGGUGAGGGGGUGGAGAGGCGCUUAGUGACGUGUCGUAUUGGAGAUCAGUGUAAUGGAGAGAGACCUGAGGCCCACAGACCCUGCAAACCAGGACCCUGUCACGAUGAGCCGUGUAAUGGGGAUAAGUCUAUAUUCUGUCAGAUGGAGGUCCUGGUGAGAUACUGCUCUAUCCCGGGAUACAAUAAACUGUGUUGUGACUCGUGUAGCAGACGCAGAGGAAGCCUGUCCCCCCUCCUAGUAGAAGCCGCCGAGAUGGACCAGGAAGUACGCUUUGCCGCCGCCUCCCAGCUCCUGGAGACUCAGUCACUCAAUGGGACGCGUGAUUUGUCUCUUCGCUCCCUACUGACCCCCCUUGGAUCCUCAACGCUAUGCCCCAGCAUCAGACACGCCCACAAGGUCCCACCCAGGAAAAGCUCCUUCCAUCGCAGGGUUCCAUCCCCCAGUAGCCUCGCUGUCAGGAACCUAUCCAUCAUGAUGUCAUCACUUACUGCCGGUGGCGCGGUUCAGUCAGAUGCCACGGAGGGUCAAAGCUCGGACACGUUGAGGAAGAGCCGGUUGCUCAGGGAGACAAAGGUGGCUCUAACGGAGGCGGAGAGAUGAAGUGGGAUCGUUCCUCCUCUGGACUCCAUGCAGAUAUCACUCCACCCUGCCUUUCUCACCUCACUACAUCA